AAUUAGAUGCUCUCUCUGAAAGUACAAUAAAUCACCUAGUCCAUCUUCUCACAUGGCAUAAGCUAAAUUUGCCCAGUCAUUUCCAUGCCUUCUCGUUGAAUGUUGACGCAUUUAGACACGGUAAAAAAGGUCAUUCAAUAUAUAGUACUAGUAAUAAACCGAAUAUACCGGGAAAAUCCUCUUUGCUCUUAACGGCUCUUUUAACUGUUAUUUUCUUUACUCCUACUUAACUUCAUCACAUAAGCAUAUGCUCUUACAAUAUUCUUCUUGUUACUUGUACCUCUAUACCCUUUUUUCUCUUUAUAAAUCUCCUCAUUUUUCUCUCUUUCACGUUACUACUAAUCACUGAUUAUCACAUUCAAAGGGCAUUUUUUUUUUGUCACAUAAAUAUUGUUUUCGAUGUCAAGUCUUACUUUUGUUACGAGCUGCAAAUAGCGUGACAUUUAAUUGACUUCACUCGCUCUAUAAAUUUUUACUUACAAAAAAAAUAAUGAAGUUUGGGAAGCGUUUGAAGCAACAAAUUCAAGAGACAUUGCCCGAGUGGAAGGACGAGUUUUUGUCAUACAAGGAGUUAAAGAAACUUGUACGUUUGAUCUCGUCGACGCCACCACCGGAAAAUUGGUUGAACGGAUCACCUUCACCGGAGUUAUAUUGCAAGCCUGAAUCUGAAUUUGUCUAUCUAUUGAAUAAUCAGAUUGAUAAAUUCAACACCUUUUUCAUGGAGAAGGAAGAGGAUUUUAUUAUUAGGCAUAAGGAAUUACAACAGAGGAUUCAGAGAGUUCAGAACACAUGGGGAACAAAUGGAAGAAAUCCCUCUGAAAUAUGUUACAAAGAAGAAAUGGGAAAGAUUAGAAAAGACAUAGUCAAUUUCCAUGGUGAAAUGGUACUUUUAAUCAACUACAGCAACAUCAACUACAUUGGUUUGGCUAAGAUCCUGAAGAAGUAUGACAAAAGAACAGGCAGUUUGUUGAGGUUGCCAUUCAUACAAAAGGUGCUUGAACAACCAUUUUUUACGACGGAUUUGAUAUCGAAAUUAAUCAAGGAGUUAGAGUCUACAAUAGAUGCAGUUUUUCCUGCUGGUGUUGCUGUUGAAGAUGAAGAUCAAGUAGUAGAAGAUACUAGGAAAACAAGUAAUAAAUAUGAGAUACAACUAGUAGGUGAAGGCAUAUUUAGAAAUACAGUGGCAGCUUUGCUAACUAUGCAAGAAAUAAGGAGAGGAAGUUCUACUUAUAGUCAUUUCUCUUUGCCUCCUCUUAACUUGCCUGAUUGUGAGAUUGUACAAUCUAUCCAAGUUUCUUCUUCUAUACCACUUCUUUAGCUAUAUUUUGUUUUUUCUUCUUCUUAUUAUACUAGAUGAAGUGAUGUCAUUUUGAUGACCAAAAAUUGUUAUAUAAACACUUAAUUAGUGUAUAAUUUAAGUAGAUUAUUGUCUAUAUAGUACUUUUUAGGCCAGGGGAAUUCUGUCUUAAAGUAUGUGAUCUUGAAGAUAAUUGUCAUGAGUAUAAAAGUAUAUAUUGAUGGCAAUUCUCCUUUUGAUCUAGAAUGAAAAUCUAUGUCAUGACUCAUAGGAGAACUAUUGCUUAAAGUAUGUGAUCUUGGAUAUAAUUGUCAUGAGUAUAAAAGUAUUUAUGACCA
Beta vulgaris subsp. vulgaris (sugar beet) is the source of this 1635-nucleotide messenger RNA. Its product is annotated as SPX domain-containing protein 3. Bases 491 to 1318 code for a protein of 275 amino acids. The record is from RefSeq and is a predicted model, not a curated record. Gene Ontology annotation, biological process: cellular response to phosphate starvation. The transcript has 3 exons. Lineage: Eukaryota; Viridiplantae; Streptophyta; Magnoliopsida; Caryophyllales; Amaranthaceae.